UGUGUGGUCAUUGAAGUUUGAGUAUAAUUGAGACUUGAGCUGAUUGAAUCGUUAGUUGACUUUGUAUGCAAUGUCUGUGCUUGGGCGAGUAUGAGCUUACGUUUGUGUUAUACUCACAAGUUGGUAUUUCUUCAUGCAAUUCUAGGUCGUGAUAAAACAUCCCCAUAGUGCCCCAGAUACUCUGGCUUGCUGGGAACUCAAAUGGUACUCCUAUGCGAAGAUGUAUAUGUCUGCAUUAGUUUGCAUUCGUGGCCGUUUUACCACACUCUUCUGUUCUGAAGCUAGAGAUGUUUUGCCAACAUAAAAAUGUUCAGUGACAACACGAUACUUUAUUUUAGGCGUCUAAAAUGGUCAACAGCGGAUUGUCAUCAACGUCUUGUGUUGAUGGUAUAGCUUGCGCGGCAUGAGUUCACAGACAGUAGUGAAUAGAACGAAGUGCCAUUAGAUAUGGUUUCUCAUUUACGUCUAAAUGUGCCAACAUUCUAUACAUACUGUAGAUGAAAACGUAUUUUCUGGUGAAAAACAAGUACGUCUGAACUACAAACCCUAAAAUGCACAAUUUCGCAUUCUGUGUUGCCUAAAUGUUUCUGAGUACCGUCACAUGAUGCUUUCGCAAGCAGACCGAGACCUUUACAUCACAGGAAAUAACGCAGAAGAGCGGUUCCCAGUGAGUUUUCAAAUUAAUCGGUUAGCGUCUGAGCCUGCUGUUUAUCAUUAUUAUAAUGGUCUUGAUCAUACAGGGGCCAUAGUCAGUCUUGGGGUGAAAGAAGCAAUAGUUUGUCAAGUACUGGUAAAUAAAAUAACUAGAAUGAAGCCAUUAUAUCUUUAACAGGGCUAGAUAGCUGGCUAAUAACAUAACAGCUUGACGCCAGCAACAGUAUCAUAGCUAGCUACGUUACAGCUGACAAGCUAACGUCAGUUAUGUCUACUCACAUAACAGACAAAUGUCUCAAUCAUUCAGCAUAUUGCGUGCCAGGGACGGGAAACUUUUUAGUUACAUAUUCCAAAGCAAAGACUGUCUGAGUGUGUGUGAAGUAAGUGCAAUUUAAGUAGUUAUCAUAGCUAACGUGAGCUACUUAGCAUAACGUUACUGUCUCAUGUUGAUGGUUGGAUAUGAUAGCUCGCUAGUAUAGCUAGGCUGUUAGCAUACCCAGGUUACCUAGCUAAGCAAUGUUAGGUGAUUAUCUUAUGUUUUUGCAUUGGAAAAAGUGAAGGGGCUUUUGUCGGUCUGGAUAAGAUUAUUGGAAAGGACGUUGCCUUUCACGUACAACGUUUGUCUCAAUGGCCUGUGCAAAAUAGCUAGCACGGCAAUGCCGCGUAGGGUAACAAAGUGAUGGAGGACUCGGACCUUGACUUUUCGGACCUCUGCUCCCGGCUUCUAAAAAGGAGAGUCCGGAAGAAAGCAGUUGAGAAUGUAGAGGAGAAGAAAACUGGUGGUGGAGAUGGUGAAACUCAGUGUAAACAAAGCAGCUCUGCCCUGUCUUUACCAAAACGAAACAAAAAAUCAAACAACCAGCCAAAGAAAACGACUAAGAAAGGUGAUUCAUCAGAGCCUUCGGGAAAACAGAAAACUGAUCCUCGGGCAGUGCUACAAACUGUCAGUGUUUCACAGUUUACUGAGAAUGGAACCGAGACACCGGCAGUGACCCAGCUGGCGACAACCCAGGAAAGAAAGAGUGCAAAGGAAAAGGUGUUGAGUCGGAUGCAACGGUUUAAACGUGUGGACCCACAGCAGCUCCAGCACGCUGACAGCAUCCCCAGUACAUCGGCAGAGCCAGAAUGUGUUCGACCUCCCUCAUCACCAUUACAAAACAAAGAGCUGUCGCCGGAUGAGAGACUGGCUCUCCGUCUGCAGCAGGAGCUCGACCAUGAGUUUGAGGCUGAGACACAGGCUCAGGCCCAGGGGAGGGUGGUGGACGUGGACCAGGGAGGCCUGUUCUUCUGCCAGCUCUGCUUCAGGGACCUGUCAGCCAUGAGCCCCCAGCUCCGUACACAACAUAUCAACAGGUGUCUGGAUCAGACAGAGGGCCAGGAGGCCCCAGCCCCGUCUCGCCCUGUGGUCCCUGAGUGCCCCAUCUGUGGGAAGGGCUUCAAGUCGCUCAAAAGUCGCUCCACCCAUCUCAAGCGCUGCUCAGCCGACAUGGGGGUGCCUCCAGCGGCCCUUUUGCAAGCCCUGCACAGACAGGCCAGUGAGGCUGUGAGUGACAGCACAGCUGGCCAAUCUGCCCAAACUGGAGGUCCCAAGAGGAGAAGCCCCUCGGAUCCCAACCAGCCUGCCAGGAAGAAGCCCAAGAAGAAGGCCCAGCCUGUGGAUGAGGACACCAUGGUGGCUCUGGCCCUCUCCCGCUCUCUGCUGGAUCAGGAAGUAGAGAAGGGGAGAGCAAAAGCCAUUGAGGUCCUGGAGGUUAAAGGAGCUGAACUUCAGAUGUCUCUCGGCUCAGCCUUGCAUCGGAAGCCAGCAGCAGGUGCUGGCAAAGGGAAGAGACGGAGGAAGGGAGCCCCCACGGGUCCUCCUCCGCUGCUCCUCAGGCAGGACCCAGAGGAGGCGCUGCGGCGCCUCCAGGAGCGCGUCUCCCUCAUGCUGCUGCGCUCCCGCACCCCCUCCCCUCCUCCCACCCCCACCCUGCCCCCCAGCGCCCUGCUGCCGCUCCCACGCGUCUCCUGCAGGGGAACAGGGAAGGGAGGGACCUCCGCCUCCCGCCCGCCCGCCCCGCUGUGGCACAAGAGCGCCCUGCCCGCUGGUUAUGGCCAUGCCACCGCAGAGUUCUACACUCCUGAGCUCAGUGCCUUCAUUCAGCCCUAUGCCAGCCCACAGAGGGACCAGUCACCCUCCACCAUGACCCCUCCAUCGACGGCCCAGCCAGCCCCCUCCUCUCGGCCUCCUUCUGCUGACCCCGCCUCCCAGGCCCAGCCCCGCUCCCCUUCACCUGCCCCCUCCACCCCGACCUCGGUGCUGCCCAGCCAGGCGGUGCAGGACCUGCUGGAGCUGGGAGGGAAGGGCUUGUACCUGGCUGGUGAUCCAGACAUGGGCAGAUCCUCUGCAGUUGUCCCAGAGCAGCAGAGUCCCCUCACCAACACAGACUCUGAAGAAAGGUUAAAGCCCAACAGCUUGUCCUCUCUGAGCAGGCUGGCCUCAGACCUGGGCUCCAUGGUGAACAACCCACAGCUGAGUGAUGUGCAACUGCAGGUGGACAGCGGUGAAGUCCUCUUCGCCCAUUCCUUCAUGCUGUAUGCCCGCUGCCCCCUGCUGGCUGAGCAGAUACAUGCCAGUGGCUUUGGCGUGCAGGAGGAGGGGGUGCCCGCUGCCCAGAGAGUGCUGCUGGGGGAGGUGCCCGCUGGUGCCGUGCUCGCCCUGCUCCAGUUCCUCUACUCCACUCACUGCCCGCUCACACCCUGCCUGGCACCACACGUCCAGGACCUGGCAUCCAGGUUUGACCUUCCGGAGCUGUCACAGGAGUGCCAGCUGUAUCUCCGAGGGCCGGAGCGAGACGGGAGCGAGGCCUGGGGAGAUGCCCCAGCACAGGAGCCCGGGGAGGGGCAGGAGGAGCAGGACGGUACUCAGGCUCAGCAGCACUUCCUGGAGCUCCUUCGCUCCAUGUGGAGCUCAGAGGAUGAGGGGGAGGAAGAGGAAGGACAAGGCGACGGAAGGGCUGACCGGGAGCAGGGCAUCAGGAUGGAGGAGCAGGGGAGUGAAGGAGAGGAGAAUGGAGGUGAAGAGCAUGUGGAUGAGGAGGAGCUGGAGGAGAUCUAUGAGUUUGCAGCUACGCAGAGGAGGGGCGCUGAGUCGCCCCUGAGGCCUGAGACAGAGAGCCUGGAAGAAGAGGAGAAGGAAGAAGAGGAAGCAGAGGAAGAUGUCAGGAGAUGCUUUGAAAUGGAGGAAGAGAAAACUAGUGAGAGAGGAGCAGAGGAAGAGAGUGAAGGAGGUGAGAGAGGAGUAGAGGAAGAGAGUGAGGGAGGUGAGAGAGGAGUUGGUAGAUCAAUGCAAGAAGAGACUCCUGCUGGAACAGGUGACUGUCUCACAAACUGUCAUCACACAGAUGGUUCCAGUUCUCAUCUCCCAGAUGGUUCCAGUUCUCAUCACCCAGAUGGUUCCAGUUCUCAUCACCCAGAUGGUUCCAGUUCUCAUCUCCCAGAUGGUUCCAGUUCUCAUCACCCAGAUGGUUCCAGUUCUCAUCACCCAGAUGACUCCAGUGCUGCCAUGGAUACCCAUGGGAGUGUACCAGAGAAGGACGACCAAGAUGUUGAACAGCAUCUGGAACCUGAGCCACAUGCAGACGCCAACAUGGACGACAGCUAUAACCACCUCUUCUCACAGUCAUGGGGGGAAUAUGCUGAACCCCCAGCCCCCCAGCACCAGUCAAAGUCAAGGCUGAGCUCAACACAGGUCAUCGACCUUUCCAUCAGUCCUCCUGCACCUACCUUUCAACCCUCUCUCCCUGUGCCUGGGCUAUCCCCAGAACUGACAAUUUCACGUGGGAGUCAAAGGCAUAGGGUAUCCCCAGAACUGACAAUUUCACGUGGAGGUCAAAGGCAUAGGGUAUCCCCAGAACUGACAAUUUCACGUGGGAGUCAAAUGCAUAGGGUAUCCCCAGAACUGACAAUUUCACGUGGGAGUCAAAUGCAUAGGCUAUCCCCAGAACUGACAAUUUCACUUGGAGGUCAAAGGCAUAGGUUAUCCCCAGAACUGACAAUUUCACUUGGAGGUCAAAGGCAUAGGCUAUCCCCUGAACUGACAAUUUCACGUGGGAGUCAAAGGCAUAGGGUAUCCCCAGAACUGAGAGUGACACAAUGCGGCCGAGUGGAGGCACUGCCUUCAGAGAGUCAGGGUCGAGCCAGUCACGGAAGCCAGAGCUCCACAGAGGUUGAGCUUAUAGUGCUGUCUGACUCGAGCAACGACUCCCCAACGUGUCUUUCUCCGUCUCCACCACAGCCCAUGUGCCCCCAGUCUCCCCUUGUUCUCCCAGAAGACUCCCCAGGCUAUACCUGCAUAAAGGAUGUAGCAAAAGACCAACACUCCCUCUCCUCCAGCAGAACAGCACAACCCAUUAAAGAUUCAUGUGCUUCUCACUCUACAGCCUCAGACACCACUGCUAUGGCCCAAUCCCUCCCCCCAGCCUCUGGGAACGCCUGUGCUAGAGAUUCUCCUGGAGACCAAAGCUUGCUGGAUGGCUCAGCAGAGGUGUCUUGGCUGGUCCCAUCAACUCCACAGAUUUCCAGCAGGUCACGGGACGGCUCCACCCAGACCAAAAGCAGUAUACGUCGCACUCGUCUCUUCACUGGGUCUUCGUCACCACAGUCAUCAUCGUCUUCCACCUCAGCUCUUGGACAUUCUAAAGCUCUUUCAAAUAGCAGCUCCUGUAAGGGGCAGUCUGCCUCGGAAGGCUCGAUGUCCAAUCAGAAACCCGCUACCUCUCACCAGACCCAAACUAAGCUUCAGAAGAGCAGGCCAGAGGUCAUCGGAGAUGAUUCUCCAGUCUUCCUACCUCCAAGCUCCCUCCCUAGACGCCUCAGUUCAGCUGCUGACCUCACCCCUUGUGAUUCUCACAGAGGAGCCUCAGUGGACAAACCGUCCUCCAAGAGGUUCCCCCAGCCUGCUAGUAGCACCCCUCUGCACUCCGGCUUGGAGUCUCCCAUGAGUUCUUAUGUCCUCUCUGACUCCCCUUUCUUGUGCCAAGUGGAGAAGAACCGGCAUUUCCUGGAUAGUGGGAUUGCACCUAGAGGCAGUGUGCCAUCCGACGGCAGCCCAGAGAGGAGCGGCAGACUGGGGCGUCCCCAUCUCCGGGAAGACAGCCCCUCCAGAGAUCAGCAGGAGGCACACACGAGCAAGUCCACUAGCCGGCGGAAGGAUUCCAGGGAAGGGAGUAACCCAAGUAGCUCUGAAAGAACUGAAAAGGUAUCCAAAAACUGGCAUGGUUUUACAUCUGAUACAGAAAAGGUGGAUAUGAACAGGGUAGAGGAAGACAGCGACGCAGAGAUCAAAGUGAUGGGGACAGUAGAGGCAGAGGACCAAGAUGAGUCAUCGCCUCAGCACAGCUUCAGCCACUACAACGAACCACCAAUGCCAUUUGAUGAGCCUCCUAUGGCUUAUGAUGAGCCUCCUAUGGCUUAUGAUGAACCUCCAAUGGCCUUUGAUGACCCUCCAAUGGCCUCUGAUGAACCUCCAAUGGCCUUUGAUGAACCCCCAAUGGCCUUUAAUGACUCCUGGGGUUUUGGGGACUGCAGGAACAGUCUCCAGAACCCUCGUUUCAGCCUACGCCUGGAGAGCAGUGAGAACACCAGCCUCAGCCCCACCGCUCCCCUCAGAGCUCAGGCAUCGCCCCCCUCCCCCCCAGCCCAGGGCCUCCUACCUCAACCGGUCCCUGCUCUCAGGACGCCUCCUGCUGUUUCACCAGAGCCCCAGCCCGGCACUAGUGUCCUGGACCCUAAGCUGUGGGACAGCUGGGAGGAGGACGAGGAGGCAGAAGAGAGAGGAGAUGCUCCUCCUCUCUCUCAGAGGCUGCUGGGCGCUGUUGCCCCGGCGAAGAGGGUGGCUCAGCUGAGGACUCCAGUGGUAUCUAAGAAGGCCGGCCCAUUGGUGCCCAUCACCCCCAUGCCCAGUUACUCAGACAUGGACACGCCAGACCUCAAGAACAAACUCAACAGGUUUGGUGUGCGCCCCUUACCCAAGCGGCAGAUGGUGCAGAAGCUGAAGGAGAUCCACCAGUACACCCACCAGCUGGAGACGUCGGAGUCUGAGGAGGAGGAGGAGGAGGAGGCCCCAGCGCGUGGCCACAGACCUCGACCCGUCUCCCCUCCAGCCCGCUCCUGUGCCCAGUCACUCAACUUCAAGGAACCCAGGGCGCCCCCUGCUGUCUCCUUCAGGAAAGUGCAGCCCAGCCAGGAUGCCCAGGAGCCCUUGUCUCUCUCUCAGAGCUCCAACACUUCUUCCACAGAUGGGAGCCAGGACUCUGAGAGGUCCAACCCUGAGCUCCUUCUGAGCGACAGCGACUCCUCGGACAACGAAGGCCUGGUGACGGCCUCGCAGGCGGUGAAUCGGCACGCCGACAAGAUCCAGGCCGUGCGCCGCUUCAUCCUGUCCGACCCGGAGCUGCACGGACGGGUGCUGCAGUACCAGCCCCUGGUGCUCUCCCGGCUGCAGGAGCGCCUCAAGGCCGCCGGCAUCCGCCUGGGCGCCGCCAAGCUGCUGGACUUCCUGGACGCCCAGUGCAUCACCUUCACCACGGCCAAGCCGGGCCAGAAGGCCCCCCCCAGGAAGAGGAAGAAGAAGGUGGCCAAGGGUGCAGGAGCUGCGACCGAGGGAGGUGUGAGGGGGAAGGGGAGGGGGAAGAGGGGUGGAAGAGCCAAAGGCCCAGAUUGAGCCGUGUACGAUAAGGAGAGGAGGGGAAACACAGAAGAGAGAUGGAAAGAGGUGUGGGCAAGUUGAUGUCUCAUGUUGUUGCACAAUGGAUGGCUUUGAGAGUGCAUAGCUGUGCCGUGUCAUCAUGACUGCUGUGCUGUGCUGUUUAAUGCACCAACUCUGACCUGUUUGAGGCAGCCAUCUGAUCUGGAAUGUGAUCCGGUUUCCAGAAAGCGUUGUAAACGAACCCCUGUGGUAACCGUGGAGACAGAGUGCGCAAAAUUAUAGUCUCUCUCAUUUAACUAUGGUAGUUGCUCAGCAACGCUUUUUGGAAACACAACUCAACUUUUCAGGAAUUGACUCUGACUGAUCUGGCGGAGUGGCAUUUCAAGAGAAUUCAGGAGAGAAGAGACCAGACUGUUCUGUGCACUGAUUGUCUUUUAUGUAUCUCAUGUACAUGUCUUUUAUGUAGCUUAUUUUAUGAAAUGUCAGAUACGUAAAGAUUAUUUUAAGAAUUGUUAAUAUGAAUAUGAUCAUUAUGAGAUUAAAAGAAAGAAAUUUCAGUA
Messenger RNA from Clupea harengus (Atlantic herring), 7902 nucleotides. RefSeq names its product SLX4 structure-specific endonuclease subunit homolog (S. cerevisiae) (gene slx4). The transcript is spliced from 13 exons. Gene Ontology annotation, biological process: DNA repair; DNA replication; resolution of meiotic recombination intermediates. Gene Ontology annotation, cellular component: nucleus; Slx1-Slx4 complex. NCBI's taxonomy places the organism in Eukaryota, Metazoa, Chordata, Actinopteri, Clupeiformes, Clupeidae. Gene Ontology annotation, molecular function: protein binding. The coding region runs from base 1334 to 7357 and encodes 2007 amino acids. The record is from RefSeq and is a predicted model, not a curated record.